Molecule: messenger RNA, 1247 nt
Organism: Sphaeramia orbicularis (orbiculate cardinalfish)
Lineage: Eukaryota; Metazoa; Chordata; Actinopteri; Kurtiformes; Apogonidae
Product: UPF0547 protein C16orf87 homolog
Exons: 4
Coding region: 231-701 (156 amino acids)
Source: RefSeq, a predicted model, not a curated record
GCUUCGUUUGCGCAUGCGUGUAACAUAGCAUUAUUAGGUGAAGAAGUAGCGUGAAAAUUUCUCAUAAAGUCUGUGUUUUUAUACAUUUUAAUCAAUAAUAUCUGGAUUAUCUGUGCAUGUUUCAUCUACGAGUCGCCGUAUGUCGGAGUAAAUCACCCGACGUGCCGCCCAUGUAUUUUGGAAACGAGUAUUAGCUUUGGACCUGUCGUUGGAAGAAAGAGAUUAACGUUAUGUCGGCAAAUAAAACAAAGAAAGUCAAAAUGGCCACGAAAUCGUGUCCCGAAUGCGACCAACAGAUUCCUGUUGCGUGUAAGUCCUGUCCAUGUGGUUUUGUGUUUAUAAGCAGAAAACUCCUCAAUGCCAAGUUAAAUGAGCGCUCCCCCUCAGCCAUAGCAGACUCAGAAAAACUGGAAUCAAAGCGAAGGAGGACGGAGCGAAUCCGCAGAGACCGGAUCGACUCGCCUUUACCCAAUGACAUGGAGAACAGGAGACGGUCUCGGGCCAACAGCCAAUCAGAUCCCGCCCGACGAGGACGAGGACGACCCAAAACAGUGGGGAUGAAGAAACAGGAGGACGACAAAGACAAACAGGAGAAAGAGGUGGACGUCUACGCCAGUCUGUCUGAUGAAAAGGCCUUCGUGUUCUCUGUGGCUUUAGCUGAAAUCAACCGUAAGAUCCUGGGUCAAAGACUCAUCUUAUAGAAAAAAAAAACAAGCCUAAAUGAGCCCAGAACACAGAACCUACAGAAGGAGACGAAUGGGACGGAGCGAGGACGACCAAAGACGCAUAACUGGAGUUUCCAACAGCCCGGCGCCGGUUUCACCUUCCACAGACACGUUUGUAAAAGGACUAAACGCAUCAGCGCAGUUUCAAACGAGUCCGCUUCACCUGAGGUACACGGACGGUUACGGAACGAGCACCCUCAGCUCCUCAUCAGUAGAACUAACAGACUUCUGGACAUGUUGGUUUGUUACUAAAGAAACCCAACUGUCUGUGAACGCAUCGUCUCCAUCAGUGAAUGUACAGGACGCCUCCGACCCGACGUCACAUCAGAUUCAGACUGAGAACAUCAACACACCAGUGGAUUUGAACUCCAUGAACUGUUGGAAAUGUCCAGAACUGUACCUGUGACGUGACGUGGUCGACUGUUUAUGUCACGGCCAAAUCCACACUAAUAGUCAUAUUUGUCUCAACGGGUUUUUACCGUCUUUUCAGUCUGUCCACGUGACCUUGUACCGGAUAUCUAC